Messenger RNA from Ananas comosus (pineapple), 2077 nucleotides. Its product is annotated as probable acyl-activating enzyme 6. The record is from RefSeq and is a predicted model, not a curated record. Lineage: Eukaryota; Viridiplantae; Streptophyta; Magnoliopsida; Poales; Bromeliaceae. Bases 170 to 1813 code for a protein of 547 amino acids. The transcript is spliced from 2 exons.
UUUUCUUUUCUUUUUUUUUGUCGCAUUUUUAUUGACUCCAAAGUCCACUGCCCAUGCCCACCGUGGUUCUAUUAUAUAUAAUAUACAACAUCACAAUACACGAACCCCCUUAUCAUCUUCAUCAUCAUCAUCAUCUCCUCCGCCUCUUCCAACAGAGAGAGAGAUCGCCAUGGAUGAGCUCGGGGCGAACGCGGCGAAUAGCGCGCCGUUGACGCCGCUAGGGUUUCUGGAGCGCGCGGCGUUGGUGCACGGGGAUCGGGCGUCGGUGGUGUACCGCGACACGGUCUACACCUGGGACCAGACCCUGCGCCGCUGCCUCCGCCUCGCCUCCGCCCUCGUCUCCCUCGGCAUCUCCCCCGGCGACGUCGUGUCUGUGUUGGCGCCGAACAUACCGGCGAUGUACGAGAUGCACUUCGGCGUGCCGAUGAGCGGCGCCGUGCUGAACACCAUCAACACCCGCCUCGACCCCCGCACCGUCUCCGUCCUCCUCCGCCACUCCUCCUCCAAGCUCGUCUUCGUCGACCCCCUCUCCCUCCCCAUCCUCCUCUCCGCGCUCCCCCUCCUCCCCGCCUCCCACCCCCCUCCCCUCGUCGUCCCCAUCGACGACCCCUACGAGCAGGAACAAGCCCCUCCGCUGCACUCCUUCCCCACCACCUACGAGAGGCUCCUCGAGGAGAAGGGCGACCCGGGGUUCCAGUGGGUGCGGCCGCGGAGCGAGUGGGACCCCAUGGUGCUCAACUACACCUCGGGGACGACCUCGGCGCCCAAGGGCGUGGUGCACUGCCACCGCGGCCUGUUCCUGAUCACGGUCGACUCGCUCGUGGACUGGUCUGUGCCGCCGCACCCGGUGUUCCUCUGGACGCUGCCCAUGUUCCACGCCAACGGCUGGUCCUUCCCCUGGGGCGUCGCCGCCGUCGCCGGCACCAACGUCUGCCUCCGCCACCGCUGCACCCACAUGUGCGGCGCCCCCGUCGUCCUCAACAUGCUCGCCAACUCCCCCCCCUCCCCCGACUCCGACUCCCCCGACUCCGCCCCCGUCAACGUCCUCACCGCCGGCGCGCCCCCGCCGGCCGCCGUGCUCCACCGCGCGGAGAAGCUCGGGUUCCGCGUCAGCCACGGGUACGGCCUCACGGAGACGGCGGGGCUGGCGGUGUCGUGCGCGUGGAAGGGGGAGUGGGACCGGCUCCCCGCGCUGGAGCGCGCGCGGCUGAAGGCGCGGCAGGGCGUGCGCACGCCCUGCAUGGCGGCCGUCGACGUGGUGGACGCCGCCACCGGCCGCCCCGUCCCGCGCGACGGCGCCGCCGUGGGCGAGAUCGUCCUCCGCGGCGGCUGCAUCAUGCUCGGCUACCUGAAAGACGCGGCGGCGACGGCCCAGGCGAUCCGCGGCGACGGGUGGUUCUACACGGGCGACGUCGGCGUGAUGCACCCGGACGGGUACCUGGAGAUCAAGGACCGGUCCAAGGACGUGAUCAUCAGCGGCGGGGAGAACAUCAGCAGCGUCGAGGUGGAGUCGAUCCUCUACGGGCACCCGGCGGUGGACGAGGCGGCGGUGGUCGCUCGCCCCGAUGAGUUCUGGGGGGAGACCCCCUGCGCCUUCGUCAGCCUCAAGAAGCAGCAGGAGAAGAAGCAAGAACAGCCGACAGCAGAGGAGGUGAUCGCGUGGUGCAGGGAGCGGAUGCCGCACUACAUGGUGCCGAAGACGGUGAUCUUCGAGGACGAGCUCCCGAAGACGUCCACGGGCAAGAUUCAGAAGUACGUGCUCCGCAGCAAGGCCAAGCAGAUGGGCCCCAGGACCACCAGCAGCCGUAUGUGAUGAUAUAUAUAUAUAUAUAUAUAUAUAUAUAUAUAUAUAUAUAUAUAAAAUUGAGUGGCUUUACUUGCACAAAAUAAUAAGAACCAAAAAAAGAAAAGAAAAGAAAAAAAAAGAGAGAAUACAAAUAAAUUUUACUGUCUUUUUAUAAUUAUUAAUUAUGCGACUCGCUGGAUGUAUUUUUAUUUUGAAAUUACUGGUCAUGUUUGUUUUCUUGUAAUGUAUACUUUCCCAUCAAUUUAGUAGAAUCGAGUGUAUUUGUAAGUA